Messenger RNA from Haliotis rufescens (red abalone), 3341 nucleotides. RefSeq names its product protein Wnt-7b-like. Gene Ontology annotation, cellular component: extracellular region. The coding region runs from base 1174 to 2238 and encodes 354 amino acids. Gene Ontology annotation, molecular function: cytokine activity; frizzled binding. Gene Ontology annotation, biological process: neuron differentiation; canonical Wnt signaling pathway; multicellular organism development. The record is from RefSeq and is a predicted model, not a curated record. The transcript is spliced from 4 exons. NCBI's taxonomy places the organism in Eukaryota, Metazoa, Mollusca, Gastropoda, Lepetellida, Haliotidae.
AAUUUUGACAUUUUGGGAAAAAUCGUUCACACUGUUCGAUGUAAAUGUUUUACGAAGUAUAAAACAUUAUUUGUGUGAUAAUUCAAUCAGAAUACUAUCUUUAUAUAAUAAUUCGUCAAGUACUGUGGUUUAACCUAAGUCAACAGCAGUCAGGUGGGAAGGGACAUUGUGUUGUGUAUAGAGACAUUACACGGUGUAUAUCCCUUUGUAAACACUGCAUCCAGUGGCUUUAAAUCAGGAAACAUUAUUUAAAGGGGGAUCCCCAAAUGACCCCUUGCCGAGCCUCGUUUUGAUUACUGGGCACCCGAAGUGUUGCUGAAUUAUGUUACCUACUGGUUGCUCGGCUUCUCUGACCGUCAGCUGGGUGGCAGGAUGCGAGCUACCUACAUCACGUGUAUAAGCCCUCAGUGUAACGGCGGUGCGAGACAGGACGGACGUGAAACGCGAUACAACUGAUGUCCAUUGCUGGAUUAUGCCUAUUUAACAAACAAAAGGGAAUUUAACGAUAUUGACAAGACGGUUGAUUACAAACAUCAAGUAACUGUACAUGUUGAUGAUACGGGAUAUAAACAAUACAUUGUGAAUGUGUAACGCGAAUUAAUUUCGACGACUGUGCAUCGCUGGAUUUCCCGAUUUUCCAACCUAACGAACUUUGUGGAUGUCGUAUUGUGAGAAGGCUCGUCCUGAAUGGGCGGUAUUGACUAGCAUGUGUAGCACACCUGGAAGGCUGAUGUGGUAUACACGUGAUAAGGCUGCAAACUGACAAGGAAUACGUGAAAACACACCUGUUCUCAGGUGACAUUACAUCACCGGUCGCUUGUGUCUCUCAUAUACAACUUCGGUAUUUGGUCAGCCUCCUAGACAACUGAAAAGCAGUUUUGACGUAAUGGAAGUCUGUCUGGGAGACUCGCAUGCAGGGUGUCCGUCCUGCUCAUAUGCACGCUGACGUGCCGCUCGCUUGUGAAUGGGCCUGGAUAUAGUCUCAUCAGUAUUAAGCAAUGGGUCAUUGCAAUUUCUUUCAUCAAUGUCUCAAAGAAGGCAGAACCGUUCCCAGGACCAUUGUUCCGACAACGCCGGCAACAGUAGGAUGACCAAGGAGUUGUAGGGUUCUGAUGGUGUGUCUGAAGGACUGCUAGUGGUCACUGCUAUGGUCAUCUGGUCAUCGAGGACAUCAUGGUGCAGAAGAUCAUCAAUGCCUGGAUGUGGUGUUGCCUCAUGUUGAGCUUCGGGUCGGGGAAGUUUAAUGGACCAGGAGCCCUGUCGUCCGUGGUCGCCCUCGGUGCCAAUAUCAUCUGCAACAAAAUCCCGGGCCUAGCACCGAAACAAAGGGGGAUAUGUAGAAGCCGACCUGACGCAAUCGUCGCCAUAGGAGAAGGCGCCAAAAUUGGAUUAAAAGAGUGCCAAUAUCAGUUUAGAAAUAUGCGAUGGAACUGUACAAAUAUGGGAAGCGGGAGGUCUAUGUUCGGCCACGAGCUACUCGGAGGAAGUCGUGAAGCUGCCUUCAGUUACGCAAUAAGUUCGGCGGGAGUUACAUAUGCCAUCACCCAGUCGUGCAGUCUUGGCAACCUCACUAACUGUAGCUGUGAUAAAGACAAAAUGGACGGUAAACUCGCCCCCGAGGGGUGGAAGUGGGGCGGGUGUAGUGCCGAUAUUAAAUACGGAUUGAAAUUAGCACGUAAAUUUAUGGAUGCUCGGGAAAUAGCAGAGAGUGCCAGAUCGUUGAUGAAUCUUCAUAAUAACAGAGCUGGACGGAAGGCUGUCAAAGACAACAUGGGCACAGACUGCAAAUGUCACGGGGUGUCAGGCUCGUGCACCACAAAGACGUGCUGGACUACCUUGCCCUCUUUUAGAAAAAUUGGAGACGCUUUGAAGAGGAGAUACAAAAAGUCGAAGCUCGUGGUGCCCUAUAGGGGGGGCAGGGCGAGUACGCCCAAGUCGCUCAUUCUUAAGCGUUCGAAACGGGCCCACCGGAAGCCACGCAGAAGCCAUCUUGUUUAUCUAGAGAAAUCGCCAAAUUAUUGUGAUCAUGACCCUAGUACUGGUUCGCUGGGUACUGUGGGGCGGCGGUGUAACAGGACCUCAAUAACCACAGAUGGAUGUGACUUGAUGUGUUGUGGCAGGGGGUAUAACACGCACCAGUACACCAAAACAUGGCAGUGCAACUGCAAAUUCCACUGGUGCUGUUAUGUGAACUGUAACCGAUGCAGUGAACGGACUGAGGAAUACACUUGCAAGUAGUGACGAUGAUAAACCGUGUGAUAAGAACAGCUUGGGUUGUGUCGCCCUCUCUGUACAUGGGCUGCCUUUAACAUAUAGUGCUGUUUGUCGGAGUUGCCUCCCCCUGCCACUGAUGCCGUCACGGCGCGUGACACAUGUUCCCCAUCAAGACUGAUAUUUAAAGUAGUCUAGAUCCACUGACUUGAAUGAACGGUGUGUGUAGCCGUGAGUGUGACCCGAUAUUAUACCACCAGUGCUGGCUGCAAUCUGACGAUCAGAUGGUAUUUCGGGAGCAUGCAGUGCGCGGAUGCAGAGUGUUGUAUCUGAUACGGAUGAAAUUAUACCCUGAGAUUCACCUGGGGAACGUGUGGACAGAAUCUGACUGCAGGCAGGACAUGGACCGCCAGGUUAGGAUGCAGAGUUAUCAAGAGACGGUAUACGCCGGGCCCUUGUGAUGAGGAUGGCUAUCGUCACGUGGAGACAUUCAGGCCAAUCCCAGGGAUAUACAUCAUGUGUGGGGAACUGGCUCCACUAUGUCUCACUGAACUAAACUUUCAGCAGUGUAGAACUGGAACUGUUUGGUAAUGUAUUUAUGACAAGUGAUGGUGGAUAGGAAUACUUAUGUCAUGUGCGUUAGUGACGCUGAGGCCAUCGAUAAUUAAAUACAUUACUUUGAUGAAACAACAAGUAUUUCUCUUAUCCUAAGUAGGACUACUUACACUGCUUUGAUGCUGUAUGUGGCGAGAACCGCUCUCUGGUGUCGGCUGAUUGGCAUCAAUGUUGAGAUGGAAGGGUAUCACGUGUCUGUAUGCAAAUCAACCGGAGAACAUGCGCACUGGCUGCUUUCAAUAAAGUAUGCAGAUAUCAGAUAAGAGCUUUUUAUCAAUUGAAAACACAAAUUUAGAUUAUAUCAAUUUUACCCCUAGGAUGCCUCAAAAGAGAACCGGAUGCAGGUUAAAAUAUUAGAUGCCUCAAGGCACAUUCCUCUACCCCACCUGACAGAUAGUGGGGUUUCUCCCCCAAUCCCAUCUCCCCCACCCCUACGUACAUCUCAAAUCCCCACCCUGGCACCCCAAUCCCUCAGCUGACAGAUGGAGGGGUAUACCACCAUACCCCCCCCCCCC